UCUGCUCUACAUCCCGAAUCGUUCCGUUCCGUUUCGAUUCGAUCCUAUUCGAUUCGAUUUCGAGCCGUACUUGGUAGAAUUUAAGCAAAUCGGAAAACGACAAAUAGUUAUAUUUAUUGUGACCCGUGCGUAAUUUCCUCGAUGCGAAUUAUUUUCAGAGCCGCCCAAGGAUAUCACAUUGGACUUUUAAUCGAACCAUCAAGGAUCGCCAGCUUGUGAAUUCUUUUUUGAAAAAAGUGCAAAUGCUGUGUUACUGAACAAAGAAUUUAUAUAGUUCGUUAGUCCUUACAAACGCAUACCAAACAUCGACUGUGCUGAGUUUGAAAAGUGAAAAGAUGAAGUUCCAUUUGGUAGCCCUUCUGGGCAUGCUCAGCGUGGUCCUGGCGGAGCCCUCGCCCACUCUGGCUCCUCCGAUCUUGCCCUGCGUGCACGCGGCCACCGCUGGCUAUUCGUAUCCUCCUCCGGCGGAGGUGAAGUUCUCCAUCUCGCCCGGAGUGACCAAGUACAGUCAGAGUCCGGCGAUUUCCACGUACGCGGAGAAUGGUCACCUACUCCACACCUCGGUGGGAAGUUCGGGUGCCUCGUAUCAGUCCACUGCCGGAAUCGAGGGUUUGUCCCAUGGAGGCAUCGCCCAGAUCGAUAAGUACAUAGCUCCGGUGCAGAAGACCCUCUUCACUCCUUCGGCUGAGUACGGAGCACCGAGUGGAAUCACCUAUGCGGACAAGUCACCAGCCGCCAAGUACGCAACCGUAGUGCCAUCCGGAAUCGAGAUCAAGAAUUUGGUGUCACCGGCUAUCACCAAGUUGGACAACUCCUAUUUGCCACCAUCCGCUGGAAUCAGCAAAGUGGCUACCUACACUUCGCCAGGAUAUAGUUACAGUUCGGCCACUCCGGGAAUAUCCAAGGUGGCCACGUAUUCCUCGCCAGCUCUUUCGAGUAUUCCCUACUAUGCGCCACCAGUGACCUCCAAGGUGGAGACCUACAGCUCACCGGGGUACACGUACUCCAAGGCCACUCCUGGUUACUCCAAGGUGGAGACGUACAGCUCUCCGGGCUACAGCUAUGGUCAGGUCUCACCAGGAAUCUCCAAGAUUGCCACCUACUCGCCAUCCGUUUCUUAUUCGGCACCCGCGAUUGCCAAGGUGGCCACCUACUCAGCCCCGUCCGUUAAACUGGCCACCACCUCGUCAUUGCUCUCCUCCCAUGGAACCGGAUACUCGGCCAGCUAUGCUCCGUCGAUAACCAAGUACAGCCAGGCGGCGGAUGUGUCCCACCAGUACUUCUCCAAGCCCAUUGUGGCCGCCUAUCCAGCUGCAGUUCCGGCGAUCACAAAGGUGGCUGCCAGUUACGGAGGCACUGCAUCGGGAGCUCUUUCCCAUCAGUAUGUCUCGCAGCCCGCCAUCACAAAGGUGGCCAGCUAUGCUGCUCCAGCGGUGGCCACCUACUCAUCCGCUCCCGCCAUCACCAAGCUAUCCACCAGCUUCGGAGCUUCGGGAUCGGGAGCUGUUUCCCAUCAGUAUGUGUCCAAGCCAGCGGUGGCCAUUUCAUCCGCUCCUGCCAUUGCCAAAGUGGCCACCUAUGCCGCUCCUGCCAUAUCCAGCUACUCCACUGGACCUGCAAUCUCCAAGGUUGCCUCCUAUGCCGCUCCCACUGUGUCCACCUACUCCUCAGGUCCUGGCUAUGGAGUAAGUGGCUCCGGAGCCCUCUCUCACCAAUAUGUUUCCAAGCCGGCAGUGGCCAUUUCCGCCGCUCCUGCAAUAGCUAAAGUAGCAACAUAUGCUGCUCCUGCCAUAUCCACUUACUCGGCAGCUCCAGUGGUGACCAAAGUGGCCUCUGGAUAUGGAGCAUCCGGCCAUGGAGGAGCUGUUUCCCAUCAGUAUGUGUCCAAGCCAGCGGUGGCUAUAUCAGCUGCUCCUGCAAUAGCUAAAGUAGCAACAUAUGCUGCUCCGUCCAUUUCCACAUAUUCCUCAGGUCCCGCCGUGACCAAGAUUGCCACCGGCUAUGGAGGAUCAGGCUAUGGUGGAUCAGGACAUGGAGGAGCCGUCUCCCAUCAGUAUGUGUCCAAGCCAGCAGUAGCCAUCGCUGCAGCACCUGCAAUCGCCAAAGUUGCAACAUACGCUGCUCCGGCAAUCUCCACCUAUGCAACUGCUCCAGUUAUCUCUAAGGUGGCCACCUAUGCUGCUCCUGCCAUUUCCACCUACUCGGCAGCUCCUGCUCUCACCAAGGUUUCAUACAGUCAAGCGGCGGAUGUGUCCCACCAGUACAUCUCCAAGCCCAUUGUGGCCGCCUAUCCAGCCGCUGCUCCAGCGGUGGCCACCUACUCAUCCGCUCCCGCCAUCACCAAACUCUCCACAAGCUAUGGAGCUUCGGGAUCGGGCGCCGUUUCGCACCAGUAUGUGUCCAAGCCAGCGGUGGCUAUUUCAUCUGGUCCAGCGAUCGCUAAAGUGGCUACCUAUGCUGCUCCUGCCAUAUCCACCUACUCCGCAGCUCCUGUGGUGACCAAAGUGGCCACUGGCUAUGGAGUAUCCGGCCAUGGAGGAGCUGUUUCCCAUCAAUAUGUCUCCAAACCAGCGGUGGCCAUAUCAGCUGCUCCUGCGAUUGCUAAAGUGGCAACUUACGCAGCUCCUUCGAUCUCCACUUAUUCUUCGGCUCCCAGUCUCACCAAGAUUGCCACGAGCUAUGGAGGAUCGGGCUACGGAGGAUCAGGCCAUGGAGGAGCACUCUCCCAUCAGUACAUCUCAAAGCCGGCGAUCGCAGUGGCUCCAGUGGCUCCUGUUCUAUCCAAGGCUUACUUACCCGCUGCUCCGGCCAUCGCCUUGCCCGCCAAAGUGGCCACAGGAUACGGAAUCAGUGGCCAUGGAGCCGUCUCCCAUCAGUAUGUUUCCAAGCCGGCAGUGGCCAUUUCACACGGUCCUGCGAUUGCCAAGGUGGCCGCCUAUGCCGCUCCUGCCGUUUCCAGCUACUCCACUGGACCUGCAAUCUCCAAGGUUGCCUCCUAUGCCGCUCCUGCGAUUUCCACCUAUUCAGCGGGUCCACUACUAUCCAGUGGCCAUGGAUACGGAGGAAGUGGCUCGGGAUACAGUUCUGGCGCCGUCUCCCAUCAGUAUGUGUCCAAGCCAGCGGUGGCCAUUGCUGCUGCUCCGGCAAUCGCCAAGGUGGCCACUUACGGAGCUUCAGCCGUGAGCCACCUCUCCGCAGGACAUGCAGUCGCCUCGGUGCCCGUUUUGUCCACCAAAGUGGCCACUGGAUAUGGAGUGUCCGGCCAUGGAGGAGCUGUUUCCCAUCAGUAUGUAUCCAAGCCAGCUGUGGCCAUUUCAACUGGUCCUGCCAUCGCCAAGGUGGCCUCCCCAAUUGGACAUGGACUUGGACUGGGACUGGGACUCGGGUACGGGGCCAGUGGACAUGGACACGGAGCAGCUCUGCUGGGUGCUCCUCUGACCAAGCUGACAUCCGCUCCAGCUUACUCCUUGGGAGGAAAGCUGGCCAGCAGCACCGCCUACGGAAUCCAUGCGGGUAACUUAGGUCAUGGAGCGGAUCACAGUGGGGGCUACUACGGAGCCAUCUCCCUGGGUCAUGGAGCGGUUUCUCCAGCCCUUAGUUACCACGGUCUGCUGUCCCACGGAUCUGGCCUGGCCCCAGCCUCCUCCUCGCUGGCCCACCUGGACUCCUCCCUGAGUGGAUACUCGCACGGAGUGGGAGGAAUCGGACCGCUGGGAGCUGGAUUCUAUCGAUAUGCUCCCAGUGUGCCAGCGCUGAGCAGCCACGCCCCCGUGGCAGCCACCGCCUACAUAAAGUCGGCACCAGUGGCUCAGCAUGCCGUGCUGAAGGUGGUGCCCGAGAAGCACCUGGAGCACUUUGAUGCCCAUCCACGCUAUGCCUUCGAGUACGCCGUAAAUGAUCCACACACGGGUGAUAACAAGCACCAAAAGGAGGAGCGGGAUGGAGACGUGGUCAAGGGCGAGUACUCCCUGGUGGAGCCCGAUGGCAAUGUGCGCACCGUGAAGUACUACGCCGACUGGGAGACGGGCUUCCACGCCGAGGUCAUCAACAGUCGCGAUCAGGGCAAAAUUGUGGCCAAGCGCCAGACGGAAGCCAAGUCGUGAGCUUUUCACAGGUCGCAAAUUGUUUUGUUCGUUCAGCAACUGUAAAUAGCCUCAAAUCCAAUCUUCUUCUCAUUAAACAUUAAACGUAUUUAUGUAAACCCCACAACGACAACGAUGUCAUACGGCCGCCAUCUUGCCACGAUAUAUCCGAUAUCCAACUAUAUAUCCGCCACGCCCCCCACACAACGCCCACUCUGGAUCCCCGAUUCUGUGCUCAUGUGAUAAGCGUUUCGUUUUAUUGAACUGCUUGCGCUGCUCUCAUCUCAAACUGCGCGCCUCUUAUUAUGCCCAACUAUUUGUAC
Drosophila rhopaloa is the source of this 4405-nucleotide messenger RNA. RefSeq names its product mucin-12 (gene Cpr76Bd). Bases 336 to 4103 code for a protein of 1255 amino acids. The transcript is spliced from 5 exons. Gene Ontology annotation, cellular component: extracellular matrix. The record is from RefSeq and is a predicted model, not a curated record. NCBI's taxonomy places the organism in Eukaryota, Metazoa, Arthropoda, Insecta, Diptera, Drosophilidae.